This is a messenger RNA of Rhodotorula graminis WP1, 461 nucleotides long. RefSeq lists its product as uncharacterized. NCBI's taxonomy places the organism in Eukaryota, Fungi, Basidiomycota, Microbotryomycetes, Sporidiobolales, Sporidiobolaceae. Gene Ontology annotation, biological process: regulation of transcription elongation by RNA polymerase II; mRNA processing; positive regulation of DNA-templated transcription, elongation. The transcript has 5 exons. Gene Ontology annotation, molecular function: RNA polymerase II complex binding; zinc ion binding. Gene Ontology annotation, cellular component: DSIF complex; nucleus. Bases 1 to 330 code for a protein of 109 amino acids. The record is from RefSeq and is a predicted model, not a curated record.
AUGUCGAGCACAAAGAAGCUGCGCGCCUGCCUCUUGUGCAGCUUUGUCGCUUCGCCCGCCGAGUUCCGCAAGCAAGGGUGCCCAAACUGCGAGGACAAGCUCGAGAUGAAAGGCGACCAGGACCGCGUCAUGACGUGCACCACGGCUCAGUUUGACGGCGUCAUCGCCAUGAUCAACCCGGACGAGAGCUGGGUCGCAAAAUGGCAGCGCAACGACAAGCACGUGCCGGGCGUCUACGCCGUCCGCGUGACGGGCCAGCUGCCGGACGACAUCGCCGAGGACCUCGAGGGGCGUGGGAUCAGCGCUACGUCGCGCGAGAACGACGACUGAGCGGGCGAGAAUCUCGAGGAGGAGCGCGAGGAGGGGACGAGGGUCGACUCGAGGGUCUCGUUUGCGCCGCCGGCUGCGCCUGUUGUACUCUGUCCUGCCUGCCUGUAUCGAUACGCGCGUACGUCGACUCC